AUGCCAAACACGGUGGGAAGCUGCGCAAAGCAACAUCGAUUGAUCAGUGUUUCUGCGAUCAUCUGCAAAAUAAAUGCCUCUUGGUCCGUCCAAUAUUAUCUUCCCCUUCAAUGUGCGCAAAUUUGUUCCAGGCAGACGGCAAAAGAAGCUUUGGAGAAUGGCGAGGUGCCUGUUGGAUGUCUCAUGGUCUACAACAAUGAGAUUCUUGGAAAGGGGAGAAAUGAAGUGAAUGAAACAAAAAAUGCCACUCGCCAUGCUGAGAUGGUGGCUCUGGACCAGGUGCUGGAGUGGUGUCGUCAUAGAGAUCUGGACCCCAGGACAGUGUGUGAGAGGACUGUGCUCUACGUGACUGUGGAGCCUUGCAUCAUGUGUGCAGGAGCUCUUCGCCUGACCAGUAUACUUAUGACCACAUCAAACAACAUUCCUCUAGUGGUCUAUGGGUGUAAUAAUGACAGGUUUGGUGGCUGUGGAUCUGUUCUAGACAUCCCCUCGGCUGAUCUACCUCACACUGGCUCAUCAUUUAAGUGUAUCUCUGGCUUCAGAGCAGAGGAAGCAGUGGAGAUGCUGAAGGCUUUUUAUAAACAGGAGAACCCUAAUGCUCCCAAGCCGAGGACGAGGAAGGAGUGAUAUUUUGUUGGUGUCCAGCAGGGGGCUCUAGACUUUAAGAAAUGAGAUGUGAUCUCACUCCGAGCACCCUGGGUCUAGGAUGAGCUGAGCUUAAGGCAGGUACCGGGGGCCCCUCAGCAACCUCUAAAGGAGCUCUCUCUCUCUCGCUGGCGUCAGUCAUCAACUGCCAUCAUGGAUCUGAAAUCAGUGUUGAGGCCAUUUCCCACUCCAAUGUAUCAUGUCUGUGAUAGUUUCUGGGUUUGUUAUGCAUGUCUUGGAUUGUUAAGUACUGGCGUCGUCAUGUACAAUAGGAUGGUGCGGUUCUCUACUUUGAAAAUGGUGUUACUAAGUGGCAUAGCUGCUUUGUGAUUUAUUUAUUUUCUGCUGAAGAACAAAUACAUAUUCACAGCAUUAGUCUCAGCGUGAGAAGGACCACUGAAUAGUAUAAUAGACUGGGAGCGCCCAUGCAGACAGUCCUGUCUCACCUACUGAAUGACUAGGCCAGACUUCACUGUAGAGGGACUAUAUUUCAAUGUGGGACCAACUUAUUUCAGAUCAGAAAGGAGACAAAUGUCCGUUCCAUCGACUCCCGCAGGUAUUUUGAUCUCAGUCUCAGUAACCACCAACACUCACACCAACACUGCAGUUUGGUGUGUGACAAACGGAAUGUGUUUGUAGCAUAGAGCACAGCUGUGAGGGGUAAUAGUCAGUCUGAAACACCUCCCCUUCAC
Molecule: messenger RNA, 1337 nt
Organism: Oncorhynchus keta (chum salmon)
Lineage: Eukaryota; Metazoa; Chordata; Actinopteri; Salmoniformes; Salmonidae
Gene: adat2
Product: adenosine deaminase tRNA specific 2
Exons: 7
Coding region: 1-627 (208 amino acids)
Biological process (GO): tRNA wobble adenosine to inosine editing
Cellular component (GO): nucleus; cytoplasm
Molecular function (GO): tRNA-specific adenosine-34 deaminase activity; zinc ion binding
Source: RefSeq, a predicted model, not a curated record